Messenger RNA from Rhineura floridana, 947 nucleotides. It is a transcript of the gene SELENOH, whose product is annotated as selenoprotein H. The transcript has 5 exons. Gene Ontology annotation, cellular component: Golgi apparatus. The record is from RefSeq and is a predicted model, not a curated record. Lineage: Eukaryota; Metazoa; Chordata; Lepidosauria; Squamata; Rhineuridae.
UUAAGUGAUCCGUAGUGUGGACCGGUAUACCGACAUGAUACGUCGGUAUACGGAUGGUUCAUCCAAUGGUUCCGGCCGCCUGCUUUACUGCCCUGCCCACCAUGUAACAACAAAACUGGUUCCAUGCGAUUAAUGCUAGUCGGGGAGUUUCCGGGUCGUUUUCAUUACUAUUAUUGCAUUCUGAAUUUGCAACAAAAUUUUAAAAGUCGCGUCAGGUAACGCUGCCCUAGACGCCAGGAUUCGACGUGAGCGACUACACCACGAUUUAAAGAGAGACUUGGAAUGCCCCCCAAAGGGCGGAAGAGGAAGGCAGGGGCACCUCGGGCAAAGGCGACAGUAUCCAGUGGAGUGGAAACAAAUGGUGCUGAGAAGUCACCCAAGAGACUGAAGAAGAAUGAAAAGCUGGGCAUUCAUGUGGUCAUUGAGCAUUGUAAAAGCUGACGAGUCUACGGGCGCAGUGCUGACGCGGUCAGCCAGGCACUGCACCACGCCUUUCCUGACAUCAUGGUGGUGGUCAACCCUGAGAAACCCCGCAGGAACAGCUUUGAGGUGGUGCUGUUGAAAGAAGAUGGCGCCAAGGUGGAGUUAUGGAGCGGCCUCAAGAAAGGGCCACCGCGCAAGCUCAAGUUCCCAGAACCAAACAAGAUGGUUGAAAUGCUGAAGGACAACUUGGAAUAAAGCCAACAACUGAGCAAGAUUACCUACAGCACAGCUGAUGAACCAUUCAUCCCGUGUGAGAGUUGGAGCGUCCAUGAUGGGAUAUGACUAAGUGGGGUAAAUAAUGAAACUCCAGUCACAUCUCUGAAGCUGCUGCCCCUUCUCCACAAAAGGAAAAAUGGACCAGAUAUUUGUUGCCUGACCACCUUUUUAAAGUCUCAUUGCUUUGUUAAUCAUUUGGGGGCAGGCCUUGUUUUUCAAUAAAGCUUGAACUUCUAGAAUACUUUAAA